AUGUAAUUAACAAAGGCAGAGUUAUGGAAUGUUUGGAAGACUCUCUUGUCAUAUCUAGACUGUCAUCUUGUUGUGAAAUGCUCACAAAGACUGAAGAUUUGUUACCCAAGCAAUCUGAAAUCGGUCAUGGUUUUUAUGGCAUACUUGGAAGCAAUAAACCCUUUUUAGCAGUUUAUCGGUUAUUACUCUACACAAAUCUCUUGAUACACCUUGCAGACAAUCUGGGAAUAGCAAGUGAAGAUUUUUCUGAACAAUUACAGAUGACUAUAUACAUAUUUAAUAAGAUUUCAAGUCUUAAUCCAUUGCUACCAAAUCUAUACAUGGAGAGAUCAUGAAACAAUGUCAUGUGCUAUAGGAUGAAUCAUAACAAUACUUUGCAGUCACACAUUGUAUGUUUGUCUGUCUCUACAUUUUGGAUGGUAUUAGUAACAUCUCUAUGUACACCAACCCAAUAAUUAGUAUGUAUAUGAUGAAGUAACUGAAUGAGUAUCUUUGUUGGAACCACAGAAAAUUGAAAUAAAUUCGUGAUAAUAUAACACCCUAGCAUGCAGUUAUCCAUUAAAUAAGG
This is a messenger RNA of Saccoglossus kowalevskii, 568 nucleotides long. RefSeq names its product tRNA (32-2'-O)-methyltransferase regulator THADA-like. The record is from RefSeq and is a predicted model, not a curated record. Lineage: Eukaryota; Metazoa; Hemichordata; Enteropneusta; Harrimaniidae. Gene Ontology annotation, cellular component: cytosol. Gene Ontology annotation, biological process: tRNA methylation.